UGGAUAUUGAAGGUACCCCGUGCAAACUUUAUGGUCUCGUGUGCUACCGAGAAUUCUUCAAUGCAGAAUCAAACAUCGACUACAAAUCAGCUAAGCAGCCCAGCAAAACGUGGCUCAUAUUCAGCUUACAAUAAAGGUCAAACGCUAUCGCCUGGUCAAUCACAACAGCAACACCAUCAGUCUCAACAGCAGCAGCAACAACAAGUAUGGCCGUCAUCAUUACCACCGGGUUGGAGGCGUGAAGAACGUAUGCGACCAAAAGGUUUGUGCACCGGGAAAUCAUAUGUUUACUACAUUAGUCCUCAAAACCAAAUUGUUCGUAGCAAACGCGAAAUGCAAACCAUCCUAGGCGACAAUUAUGAUGUUGGUUUGUUCGAUUGGAGAUUGGGAAAAUUCACGCUGAAUCGUCGAUCUAAGCAAUCUGGGGAACAGGCAACAGACGCUUCCUCAGCUAAAGAUAAUCGGUCUUUGCUUUCAAUGAGACGAUGUCCAUAUCCAAUACAUGAAAUUCAACCUGUUAUGGUCCGAUCUCAUCCGGUAUGUAAACGAAUAGAUGGGGAGGAUGGAAAUCAAGAAGCACCUCGUCAAUUAUUUUGGGAGAAACGACUGGCUGGUAAUGUGGCCGUUGAUGCUGAAACUGGUGAACCGUUUAAACCAAUCUCUUUGCCCAGCGGAAUUCAGAGUGCUGGAGUACCUGGUUAUCAACCUUCUCAAUUAGUUCAAAGUUUAGUUCAUGCCUUGACAAAUGAAAAUACUCCAGUCAUUGGUCAGGAACAAGAUCUCUCAGAUAUUGAGAAUGAUCCAUGUGCCACGAUAAAUCCCUCGCAACCAAUGAUUAAAAGUUGGUUUAUAGGGAUUUGACUUGGUUUCAAGUUUGACAACGGAUUGAUAUCGGUUAGAGAAGCAUUGAAAACCAGACAGUAACUGGAAAGCUGUUUCGUCCUAAUCCGAGACUCAUUGGCAGUACGAAGCCACCGGAUUUCGAACUCAGGAGCUUCCAAUUACAAGACAAGCUCGUAGACCAUUCAACUGCUGGGGUCUGACUCAUUGGCCCAUGAAUUCUAACUUCUACCAAUUCGUGAUUUUAGCGUGACUAUCAACGAGUGUCAUUGCUGGCGAGUAUUUGUCCUCACUUUCGAAUGGAUGGUUCCAACUGGUCACGAAUUCUCACUAGAACUCCAGGAAGCUCCGUCUUGUAACCAGUUACUAGUGAGCAUCAGACUAAUAAUAAGAAAGUGGGUGAGUGGAUACCGCCGGUGAGUCCCAAACUAGUGCGAAAUAGCUGUCCAGUAUUCCCUGGAUCGUUUUAUUAUAACCCACUAAUGUUAUUCCUGAAAUACUAUUGGACUGUUUUCACAUUGACAUAACUGACUGAGCAAAGAACUCUGAACAGAGAUUGAAGCACUUCAAAUUGUUACAUUCCAUACACAAAGGUAGAGGAAAAGAUUUUAAAAUAUUCAUAAUCGGCAGAAGGAGGAAGAAUAGUGACAUGAGAAACACGAGGACUUGAUGGAUCUGAGAGAUCACAGAGAGUGAAUGAGUCGGCACCACUGAGUACGAUUUGAGGCCAUAUCAUCAAAAGUCUCCAGCCAUUGGUUCUCAGAAUUCCGAGAACCACCACCAGGCAGUCUACACCUUUCUACGUGGCUCACUGAUAUGACAUGCAGAACAUCAGAUCUAAAAAAUUUCUUUUUUACUUUAGAAAACCAUUGAAAGAGUUUCUGUCUACUGAUAGUUGUGGUGGUAAUAUUUCCAUAUCUAUCCUACUCCUAACCAAUAUUCUAUUGCAAUUUUAUAAGAUCAUUUCGUAUACACCCAUAUAACCGACUGAAGGUGGGUAGACUUCGGUCUUCUUAUCGAGAUGCUCUCAUGUGCCACUCGUUCAUAGUUUCUACCAGAUAAGUCCUGUGCACUAACUUCAUGCGGUUGAGGUAUUCCUCACAAACACCUAACAUCCCUAUCCGUGACCUUAGUUGAGAUGUUGCUGUGGUGCAUGCUAAGAGGGGAUUGUCCAUACUAAUUGGUACUUGUUGUUGUUGUCCGUUAUUAGCAAUCUUUGCUAUCUCUCGCAUUUUUUGCCUCCAAACUCUUAUUCCAUCUUUUUGGUUUCUAAAACAAGCAAUAUAGGUUAAUAAAGCAGGGUUUUUUGUUUCUGUGUGUAGUUAUUCCAGUUUCAGUGAAAUUAUAUAUAAAUCAUGCACAGAGUCCAAGUAUUCCAGAGACUUCUUCUUGGUCCAGCGUAAACUCCACAGCAAAAGUAUAUUGUGGAGUUACAUUUCCACUUAUUAACAUACACAGAGUGCACACCCAUCACAAGCACGUGGUCCGAGGUUUGAUCCUCGACCGACUCACUCCUUCACCUCACCAAGCCAGUAGUAAGACUGAUAAAGGGGG
Molecule: messenger RNA, 2394 nt
Organism: Trichobilharzia regenti
Lineage: Eukaryota; Metazoa; Platyhelminthes; Trematoda; Strigeidida; Schistosomatidae
Source: the annotation of a GenBank genome assembly